Leptosomus discolor (cuckoo roller) is the source of this 611-nucleotide messenger RNA. The record is from RefSeq and is a predicted model, not a curated record. Lineage: Eukaryota; Metazoa; Chordata; Aves; Leptosomiformes; Leptosomidae.
CCACUUCCAACGGGACGCUGGAUGGCCUAGAGAACCGGGAAGGAGGGGUCUGCCAGACGCGCUCCAUGAAGAUUGUCAUGAAAGUGGGGCAGGAUCCGAAUGCAGUGGUCCCAGAGCAGCUGACGACGAGUCGGCCGAGCAAAGAGUCAGACAACACCAUGAAAAUUGUCACACAGAGCCCGCGCAGCAAGGGCCCCGCGGUCGAGGAGCCCGGCAAACCAGGCUCCGUCAACCAGGAUGGUCAGGAGACCCAAGGUCCCAGCGACAGCUUCUUGAGCUCCAAGGUGGCCGUCUUUGCGGCGAUUGGCGCCGGCUGCGUCAUCUUCAUCCUCAUCAUCAUCUUUCUUGUCGUCCUCCUGAUCAAGAUCCGCAAGCGGCACCGGAAGCACACGCAGCAGCGAGCCGCAGCCUUGUCCCUCAGCACCUUGGCCAGCCCAAAAUGCAGCGGCAAUGCAGGCUCUGAGCCCAGCGACAUCAUCAUCCCCUUACGGACUACAGAGAACAACUACUGCCCGCACUAUGAGAAGGUGAGCGGGGACUACGGGCACCCUGUCUACAUUGUCCAGGAGAUGCCCCCCCAGAGCCCAGCCAACAUUUACUACAAGGUGUGA